GCACGGCUUUACCUAUUUAAAUACUUACCGCUUUUCUUUGUCGAUAUAUACCAAUUGCAAAUAGCAAUAAUUAUUUGUAGCAACAAUUAUUUAGAAUUUUGUACAACAAAUACAUCAUAUCUACAUUGAACCAUCAUUAAUCGUAUGAAAUACGUUGUGAAAAGAAAAUUAAAUAUGGCUAUGUAUUUUUAAAUGAAUUAACUGCAUGAUUUACUCUGACUGCAGUUAAUUAGUGGUUAAUUAACUUUUUUUCUUUUAUUUCUCAUCAAUAAGUCGAACAUGAAGGUCCAUACAUUAACAAUUUUAUUAGUUGUUACAAUCAUCAAUUGUGCAUACUCCUGGUGGGACUCGGAUUUCAUAAUUGUAUAUCCUACAGCAAUCAUUCGUACGGAUGUCCGUAAAACAUUUCUAAAGCUUAGUCGUGCAAAACGAGAAAUAAGGCAUGACCUAGAGAAUUCUAAGUAUAUACUAGGAAGAGUAAAACAACAACUGCAAUCAAUAACGAUAACAUAUACACGAGAAUUCGCUAGAAUGGAACAACUGUUGAUUGAAUGCAGUAGAAGAGAAAAUAAUCCUUCGACGGCAACCAAGCCGCCACCUGCUUACGACUACCCUGAUCAAGACACUCCUGAUUAUGAUUAUGAGGACGAUACCACAGGAUGCCGUAAAUCGUCGGGACGCUGGUCAUCUUACAGGGCAACGCAUUGCGUCUCACGGGCUGUGCUACUUAUGUCGUCUUACGGGGCGACGCCAUGUAGUCUCACGGGACGACGCCAUGUCUUCUCAGGGGACGACGCCCUGUCGUCUCACGGGACGACGCCAUGUCGCCUCACAGAGCGACACUAUGUCUUCUCACGGGACGACGCCAUGUCGUCUCACGGGACGAUGGUUGUCAUCUAAUGGGUGCCUAUAGGAGGUCACUGCGUCUCGUCGCUGGGCCAUGGGCACCGAGCGGAAUGUCACGAAGUUUGAGGUUGAGGUAGCUUGUGAAAAUUGUACCCGUGUUCCUUUUUACGACGAUGGCUAUAGGAGCUCAAUACGUCUCGUCGCUGGGCCACGGGCACCGAGCGGAAUGUCACCAAGUCUUCUCACGAGACAAAUCUUAUCGCCUCAUAAGACGACGCCAUAUCGUCUCAUGAGACGACGCGUGUUGUCUCAUGGGACGACGCAUGUCGUCUCACUGGACGACGCUUGUCGUCUCACGGAUGACGCUGUCGUCUCACGGGACGACGCUUAUCGUCUCACGGGACGACGGUUGUCGUCUCACGGGACGACGGUUGUCGUCUCACGAGACGACGGCAUGUCAUCUUAAGGGACAUGUGGCAUUUGCACUCGUGUACGUUUUAUGACGGUGCCUAUAGGAGGUCACUGCGUCUCGUCGCUGGGCCAUGGGCACCGAGCGGAAUAUUACGAAAAUAAUCUUGACGAUUUGUAAUUUCUUGAUCUUUUUAAACUUGUUUUGUAGACGUGGUGCUCGGCUGAGUUACAAGAGGGUACUAAGGAGAAAGCAGCCGAGCGCUGGCAACCGGGCGACAUUGGUCUCAAGUAGCUCGAUAGAUGGCGCUGCUAGUUGAGAAAUUCACUCGAUUAGGGCUGAGUUACAAGGCUGUUAUCUCAUAAGUGGUCCAAGCGGGAAGCACGGAUACCUAAAUACUCGUAUAUUACUUACUUCACAUUAAUUGAACUUUCAUUCAAAUUUAAAAAUAGACGUGCCCGCGGCUCCAUGUGAGAUAAAUUUUUUGUGUUAUGUUUAAAUACAAAUCUUAUUAUGUAAGUUACAAAAUUUAUCUUAAUGUAAUAUUGAUUAAAGCUUGAUUUUUGAGGCGAGAAAGAUAUACAUAUAGUCACAAAGUUAGGAAUAUUCUUCAUUUAUUUGAAGGUUCUUUAAUUUUUGGAAAAAUAUGAAUUAAUUUUUGAAUGCAACCCUACCAAAGUUUAUAAAAACUAAGAUUAUUCGAGGGGCAUAAUUAUUUUUGUAUAGUAACAGUUGUGUGAUACUUUUUAUUUGUAACAGUUAUACAUAUAUUUAUGGCGUUAUUCGCCGUACCGCCGGCAUAUUCGCCGGCUUAACGACCGGUUUGGCCUAGUGGGUAGUGACCCUCUGUCUACGAAGCUGAUGGUCCCGGGUUCAAAUCCUGGUAAGGGCAUUUAUUCGUGUGAUGAGCAUGUUUGCAUAUUUGUUCCUGAGUCAUGGGUGUUUUCUAUGUAUUUAAGUAUUUAUAAAUAUUUAUAUAUUGUAUAUAUCUUUGUCUGAGCACCCUCAACACACGCCUUAUUGAGCUUACUGUGGGACUUAGUCAAUUUUGUGUAAUAAUGUCCUAUAAUAUAUUCAUAAACGUCUGUUAAAUUUAAAAUGCCGUUGAUGAUCGUUUGUCUCUGUGUGUAAUAUUAACAUUUAUCUAUGUUAGAAAGUGGGCAAAUUUAACAUAGGUAUGCAAAGUUUUAUGAAUAAGGGGGUUUGUUUGCAAUUUUGUCAAUAAAUUAUAUGAUUUGGAAAAA
Cydia pomonella (codling moth) is the source of this 2499-nucleotide messenger RNA. RefSeq lists its product as uncharacterized. The record is from RefSeq and is a predicted model, not a curated record. The transcript has 4 exons. The coding region runs from base 280 to 900 and encodes 206 amino acids. Lineage: Eukaryota; Metazoa; Arthropoda; Insecta; Lepidoptera; Tortricidae.